Messenger RNA from Balearica regulorum gibbericeps (East African grey crowned-crane), 1218 nucleotides. It is a transcript of the gene STAC, whose product is annotated as SH3 and cysteine rich domain. Gene Ontology annotation, biological process: positive regulation of voltage-gated calcium channel activity; positive regulation of protein localization to plasma membrane; skeletal muscle contraction. Gene Ontology annotation, molecular function: transmembrane transporter binding. The record is from RefSeq and is a predicted model, not a curated record. NCBI's taxonomy places the organism in Eukaryota, Metazoa, Chordata, Aves, Gruiformes, Gruidae.
AUGAUUCCUCCGAGCAGCACGACUGAAGUCAGCGUGGAUAGUGUGGAGAAAGAGAAUGAAGUGGAGAGCACAGAGCAGCCCCCCUCUCCAGCAUCAACUACCAGCCAGGAAUCAAAGUUGCAGAAACUGAAACGAUCACUCUCCUUCAAGACCAAAAGCUUGCGGAGUAAAAGUGCAGACAAUUUCUUCCAGAGGACUAAUAGCGAUGUGAAACUGCAAGUAGACUUGAUGCCUGAGGUGAGCACAAGCACUGGGCAGCUCCCCAGCUCAGAGAGCCAGGCGUCCUCCCCCACCAGAGCCCAGCAGCUGCCAGAAAACAACAAGGCUCACAUCUUCCAGGAGCACAUCUUCAAAAAACCCACCUUCUGCGAUGUCUGCAACCACAUGAUUGUUGGGACAAACGCUAAGCACGGGCUGCGCUGUAAGGCUUGUAAGAUGAGCAUCCACCACAAGUGUGCAGACAGUAUUGGACAACAACGUUGCAUGGGCAAGCUGCCAAAGGGAUUUCGACGGUACUACAGCUCACCACUACUCAUUCAUGAACAGUUUGGCUGCAUCAAAGAAGUGAUGCCUAUUGCCUGUGGAAAUAAGGUUGACCCUGUGUAUGAAACUCUCCGCUUUGGGACUUCCUUAGCCCAGAAAACCAAAAAAGGCAGUUCUGGAAGUGGGUCUGACUCUCCCAACAGAAACUCUACAGCUGACCUGGCAGAAGUUCCUGAGGAAGGCGAUAGCUCUGCAGGCACCCUUGACAUAAGCAGGAAACGCAGCAACAGCGUGUUUACAUACUCCGAAAAUGGCACAGAACACUUUGGAGAAGAACCAAAGAGUAUACAUUCCCCGGGACCAUUUUAUAAAAGCACGUUACAAAUGAACACCUAUGUUGCCUUGUACAAAUUUGUACCACAAGAAAAUGAAGACUUGGAGAUGAGGCCAGGGGAUAUGAUCACUCUUCUGGAAGACUCCAAUGAAGACUGGUGGAAGGGGAAAAUUGAUGACAGAACUGGAUUUUUUCCUGCUAACUUUGUUCAAAGAGUACAACACGAUGAGAAGAUUUACAGGUGUAUCAGGACAUUCAUUGGCUGCAAGGAACAGGGACAGAUAACUCUGAAAGAGAACCAGAUUUGUGUGACUUCUGAAAAGGAACACGACGGCUUUAUCAAAGUAUACAGCGGGAAGAAGAAAGGCUUUGUCCCCAUAGACGUCUUAGAAAACAUCUGA